AUGAAAUUUACCCAAUCUCAACCUAAGUUGAUAUUUCCCACAAGACGUUCAUCUACCAAUAAAGAUCAAUCGACUACGACUUCGACUUGGAAUUCAACUUCAAUUUCGAGAUCAGCAUCACAAUUACCCAAAACCAAAUCUAGACCUACAUUUAUACAAAAGACUAAAUCGUUCAUCAACAACAAUAGCCAUAGUAGUUCCGGAACUUCAUCUGCUCCGACACCAACGCCAACAAUAUCAUUCGAAAAGAAAGGACUUACGUUCUCCACCAAAUAUCAACCACAAAAAGAACAAACCCAAACCCUAGGGAGGUCGAGGACAAACGAGAAUCAAAUUCGUAAACAACCUCGUACACCACCUACACCUGAUCAACCCCAUCGUACCAAAUCCCAAAAACAACAACAGCGACAGGAACGACAAAGCUUGAACGACGGAUUGGCGAUUUGUUUAUUUGGGUAUUCAGUCCAAGCUCAAACUCAUCAAAUUGAUAGACAACUGAGCAGCAACACCAUCAACGAGUCUAGCAAUCCUUCGAUUCAUUCAAAAGAGGAGAAAGAGAAAGACACAAGAGAAAAUACCUCGAGCAAAAUCCCAAGUAGUCUACUUGAUACAAUGUACGAUUCGACUUAUGAAGAAGAGAUAAGACAACAGGCAGUGAUGUCUGAAGUUCUACCUGAUGCUGAGAUGUGGGCUAAAUGGGAAAAGACCGAAGCUCCAUUGAGACAAGGUAGAGGAUGGUAUCCGAGAUUGGAUCGACAUUUUCUCGAAUUACUAGUAAUAUCCGAGAUCCACGCUCUCUCACACCCUUUAUCGGGUACAAACACUCCACCGGGCCAGGCCGAUCGAAUCCACCGACAUGCCUCGAGAGUGAGGAGAGUAGCAUGUGAAAGGAUAGGUAGUGAGAGGUUGAACGCUUAUUGCGAGAGGGUAAGGGAGGCUUUUGAGGCUUAUAUGAUGGGUGGGUGGUCGACUGGGGGGAUUCAUACCACAGCGGCACAGCAACAACACGCUCAAUCACGGGCACAAGGAGAGGAAGAAGAGGACGAGGAAGGGAAAGAAACGAAAGUGAAUGAUAAGGAUGAUGAUGACUUUUUGGGAGAUAGUAUAAGAGGUAGACAAUUGAAGAAAGGUAAAAGUAGUGUAUUCAAUCGCAACAAGAGUGGCAAUGACGAUGGAGAAGAGAAAAUACCGAAAAUUAAUAUUAUACCGAGUCAAGAAACAGACCAUGAAGGAGGAGAAGAAGGUGAUGACGACGAAAGUAUGAAAUCCAAUAUGGACACAGAAUUGAGUGAGUUGAGAGAACGAUCGAAUGAAGGUUCACUGCUCGGUUCUGAGCUGGAGUCGGAGGCGGAAAGUACGAUCAAGCAUGGUGAAGAUAGAGGGAUGGAGAAGGGGAAUAAGAUGGAUUUGGAAAUGGAUAUGGAUGAUAUUACUUAUUCGUCGAUUGUGAAAGAUAACAACUUCCUUACAUUGAACAAACUGAAAGAUUCUUGA
Molecule: messenger RNA, 1494 nt
Organism: Kwoniella botswanensis
Lineage: Eukaryota; Fungi; Basidiomycota; Tremellomycetes; Tremellales; Cryptococcaceae
Exons: 4
Coding region: 1-1494 (497 amino acids)
Source: RefSeq, a predicted model, not a curated record